AUGUCUGGAUAUGGGUACUCGUCGGGUGACCAAUCCGGCUACUACGCCCAAGCGACAGCCUACCCUGUACCACAGUACACGCAAUCCCAAAUCAAUGCCUACUAUCAGCAGUACGGCUGCUAUCCCCCGCAGCCAUACCAAGUAAUCGCCGAUAGCUACUACGCUCAACCUGCUGCUGUCGUCCCGAGCAGUUAUACCACGACGGCCAGCACAACUUCGGGCUACACAUCGGCGUACGCGGGUGGCAACCUUGCUAUCGUCCCAGAAACACAAAGGACCUGGAGAUGCGACCUUCCAAACUGCACCUCAAGCGCCAACUUCACCCGGCUCGCAGACCUGCAACGGCACCAAUCCACCGUACAUGGAGUCGGCACUCCUGAUUUCCCCUGCACGGUGAAAGACUGCACGCGGGUGGGCGACAAGGGAUUCACGCGCCGCGACCACCUCGUCGAGCACCUGCGGAACUUCCACCACAUCGACAUCCCCAAGCGCAGACCUGGUGAGCGCAGUGCUCACCCACUAGGCCUGCCGAACUACCAGUAAAGCAGCCCUUCACUCCGCUUGCGCCGCAACGUUUCCUGAAACAAACAGGACGGACUAUCGGGUGAGCAAGCGGACGAGAGGUGCCAGGGCGAAAAGAGGAGCUGGAUAGACGGUGUGGUUGGAAGGCAGACUUUGGGAAGCUCCAGGGCUUGUCGACGAUGUUGUAUACACCUUUACCAUUUCGGG
Molecule: messenger RNA, 729 nt
Organism: Trematosphaeria pertusa
Lineage: Eukaryota; Fungi; Ascomycota; Dothideomycetes; Pleosporales; Trematosphaeriaceae
Exons: 3
Coding region: 1-543 (180 amino acids)
Source: RefSeq, a predicted model, not a curated record